GUUGCGUUUCGUUCGCUAUAGGUGACCAAAGUGAUGAUGAAAACCUUAUCGGUAUUUGCGAAAAAUCUAAAUUUUCCGGUUCCGGCGUCCGCCCUUACACAAUUAGUAAAGAUAGAUUGGAUUCCCUAAAUAGCAGGUAAGAGGUAUGAUGUGUCUGAUUUACACACAGCUGUAAAAGUGCAUGCCCAUUUUAUGAAUGAAUUUCAGCUUGCAGAGUUGCAGGCGUUCAUAGACUACGUUCAGAUUGCAGUGAACAGCAAGCAUGCCAAAUUACUCGUAAAUCCUAAUACACCCUAAGUUCCCUGCACUGUAGCAUUUAAAUUAAUAUGCAGCGUUUCAACCGCACGUCUGCAUUGGCGGAACUUUAGAUACUGAACCUUUUAUUAUUAACUACAACAACACCUUACGCUUAAUGAAUACAAUAAUAUUAUUUGUGAUUGACCAGUGCCAUUAUUAACACUCAAGAUGCGUGUGCCUGAGAUGAGGAAAUGUUGCUUCUGCAUCCCUCUGCGACCGGGCAUAAUAUUGUGCGGGUACGUCAAUAUUGCGUUCUCAUUACUCGUGCUAUCAUGCCUCGUGAUCACUGUGGAGCUGAAGAAGAAAACGGUAACCAACGACGCGUCCAUAGAGGCGGUCACUUCCACGGUUCUGUUUUGCAUUCUGGGCAUGAGCAUACUUUUGAAUGUUAUGCUGCUUGUGGCUGGUUUUCAGAAAGACAUCCCGAUGCUCCGGCUGUACAACUACUUCGCGCUGGCUACCGCAUUCGCCAUGCUGAUGCCAGCGCUGGUGCUGCUUUUCAGGCUGCAGUACGUUGAGUGGUGGGCAGCUUUGGGCGCUAUAGUUAUGCAAUGCUACGUCAUAGUGUUGGUAAGAAGCGAGGUGAUACGGCUAGAGGGGAAACUGUUCAACCUCGGACAGACGACAGCUCGCACCGACCAAGUCGUCGAUGUUCCGGAUACUGAGACAUUAAUAUAACUUAGGUAUAAUGCGUAUAAUACUUAUUUACAAUUUAAUUGUUUAAACUUAAUUUAUUUUUUACUUAGCAGAUAUGUACGUCUGCGAAUAAAUAAGGCCUAAACGUGUAAACAAAAAAAAAAAGAAAUGAAAAGAUUUGUACGCUUCUGGUAAGCUUCAGUAGUCGAGCCAACCGGGUCAUCGGUUGAUUAUGAACGAUCGGACUGGUCAUCCGAAAGGUCGCAAGUUUAAGAGUCAUGCCUUUGCCUGAAGCGGUAAUUUUUUUAAAUAUAAAAAUGAUCAUUUAAAUUCAUGAUUUUUAAAUGGGACUCUGAGGGCAACUACCAGAUCCAGUGCUGUUACGCCAAAAUGAUCUUAGGAGACUAAUCCCUAUCUUUUUAAUUACCACUUAUAGACAUUUACAGAUUUUGGAAAAAUAAUGACGACAAAAUCGUAAUUAAGUAAAAUAACUUUUUUUUUCUUCAUGCCAAUCGAACCCAUUUCUAUCCAGGAUCAAAUGCUUCUUCGAGAGCCACCUAGGUUACAGCACUCGAGUUUUUAACGUGUAUCUAUUUAAAUUCAUAGAAUAUUAGGUACCUAAUUAAUGAGUAUAGAAAACAUGUAAGUGUUUAAUAAUUAAAUUUAUAACAUUUUAAUUGCAA
Molecule: messenger RNA, 1616 nt
Organism: Cydia pomonella (codling moth)
Lineage: Eukaryota; Metazoa; Arthropoda; Insecta; Lepidoptera; Tortricidae
Exons: 4
Coding region: 466-975 (169 amino acids)
Source: RefSeq, a predicted model, not a curated record